Messenger RNA from Drosophila guanche, 8917 nucleotides. It is a transcript of the gene mim, whose product is annotated as DNA N6-methyl adenine demethylase. NCBI's taxonomy places the organism in Eukaryota, Metazoa, Arthropoda, Insecta, Diptera, Drosophilidae. Bases 1177 to 7716 code for a protein of 2179 amino acids. Gene Ontology annotation, cellular component: actin cytoskeleton; cytoplasmic side of plasma membrane. The transcript has 19 exons. The record is from RefSeq and is a predicted model, not a curated record. Gene Ontology annotation, molecular function: phospholipid binding; actin binding. Gene Ontology annotation, biological process: cell projection assembly; plasma membrane organization.
CACAAAUCUCACUGCCGCGGCACCCAAAACAACAAAAAAUCGGGAUUGUAUUCAGAAAGGUAGUUCCCAUAUUCGCAAUUUUUUAAAACAAAAGUUUUCAGAAGGCAAGUCCGCAAAUUUGAAUAAAAUAUUGUGCUACAGUGCCAGCCGGUAUUAUUCAUAGAGUAUAUGUACCCUGACGCCGCUGAGCCGCUGAGCCGCUCCGUUGCGGGCUGUCUGUUUUUUGUUUGUCUAUAAGAAAAUCUGAAUCUGAAUCUGAAUCGUCGCGUCGUUACCGAAACGCAAUCGAAACGAAAUAAAACGAGAAUGCAGUUGAAAAAUUAGAAUAAAGCGAUAAUAAGGCAAAAGAAUAACAGUUAAACACACGGCUAACUGUUGUCUGGCCGACGAAAAAAAAGGAGUGUGAAAAGUGCGCGAGAAAAAUCACCGAAAACCGAAGAAGUGCAAGGAGAGGAGGCAAAAAGUGUACGGUUCGGAUUUCGAGUAGAAAAGCGAAUAAUUUUAUGCAAUUUUCAAAGGCAAACAGAAAUUAAGCGUCUGUCUGCCAUGCCAGUGUAUGUGUGUGUGCGUGUCCCCUGUCUGUGAGUGUAUAACAAAAGCAAAAACAACAAUAACUACAGGAGAGGAAAAGGAAAGGAUCAACGGGGCCGCGCCGCUGGGGUAGUUUGUUUGAACAACAGAGACCAUCCAACCAGGAGGCGGAAGGAGAGUGGGAGGAAAAGCAAGGAGCAGGAGCAGCAGUUGAGAGGGCUGGCUGAGAGAGCGCGGAGCACACACACACUCGCACACUCACACGAGAACACACUCCUUUGUGCGCUUUUGCCGCCUGGAAUGCAAUGCUACAACAACAACCACAGGAUGGUCCGAAGGGGAGGAAACGCUUAAUUGUUUGCAGCAGCAACGGCAGCAUCCCGAAAACGCAAACAAACGACUGCAUUUACGGCUCCGUGGGAUACUUUUUUGUGUGCUGAAAGCAGAUGCACGUCGGCUGCUUGGAGAGUGCAUUAUCAGCUUGGCUUUUCCAAUCAAAAUGAAGCAAAGAGUAAUCGAGUAAAUAGUCUAAAAAAUCUGUACAAAAUCGAGCGAAGAACUGAACGAAUAACGAAAUCCGAAAUCCGAAAUUCGAUCGACCUAACCAUAUCGGAGAGCAAAAGAGUCAAAUAUUACUUAGGAAACAUGGAUCUAAGUCUGGAACGCGAUAGCUCUGCUCUGGGUAGUCUGUUCCAACAGAUUAUCAAUGACAUGAAGAAUACUUCUCCACUGUGGGAUGAUUUCGUGGCAAAGGCCAGCAAAUUACACACAUGCUUGAGGGCUGCCAUACAGGCAAUUGCCGCCUAUUUGGAUGCCUUCCAGAAGAUAGCCGAUGCGGCCACCAAUUCCAGAGGUGCCUCCAAGGAAAUUGGCACCGCUCUGACGCGCGUUUGUCUGCGCCACAAGGCGGUGGAGACGCGCCUGAAGACCUUCACCAGCGCCAUUAUGGAUUGCCUGGUGCAGCCGCUGCAGGAUAAGAUUGAGGACUGGAAACGCACCGUGGCCACCAUCGACAAGGACCAUGCCAAAGAGUAUAAGCGCUGCCGCAGCGAGCUGAAGAAGCGCUCCAGCGACACGUUGCGGCUGCAGAAGAAGGCGCGCAAGGGUCAAACCGAUGGCCUGCAGUCGCUGAUGGACUCCCACAUGCAGGACGUAACGCUGCGCCGUGCCGAGCUGGAGGAGGUCGAGAAGCGUUCACUGCGCGCCGCCAUGGUGGAGGAGCGACUUCGUUACUGCAGCUUUGUGCACAUGCUGCAGCCGGUGGUGCACGAGGAGUGCGAAGUGAUGUCCGAGUUGGGGCAUUUGCAGGAGGCCAUGCAGUCCAUUGCUUUGGUCACCAAGGAGCCCAGUGUGCUGCCGCAGGCCUCCGAGGAGCUCAUACACGACGCCAAGGCCAGCAUUAAUCUGUACCCAGAGUCCCCAGGCGGUGGCUCCGGCUCACAGGGUGGCGGCUGCUCCAACUCCUUGGGCUCCAGGAAGAGCUCCGUGUGCUCCAUAAGCAGCAUGAAUAGCAGCGGCUCCAGCAACUCGCCGGGACACCAUCACUAUCCGCGCUCCCUCUCGCAGUUUGUAACGCCCGCAAUACGCUUGAAACCUGGUGAAUCCAGUGAUAGUGGCUUUUGCUCAUCGCCAGCUCUAACAACACAGGCCUCCAAUGCAACGAAUCAGACGGCAAAUGUUUCCACUUGGCCGCCACAUUCCCAGGACGCGGUGGACACACUGCCACCCGCGGCCGAUCGACCGCACACCAUUUCCACGGCCUACGAGAAGGGUCAUCAGCGUCCACCGUUGACUGUCUACACGUUCCAGAAUCCAGAGACCAUACACGAGUCCGGCAGCGGCAGCGGCAGCAUCAACAAUGGCUCUGUGGCCUCAUCCAACGGACAGCCAGCAUCGGGCCAGAGCACACCGGCCACACAGAAGUCACCAGCGGCCUCGUUGAGUCGUCCUCCAUUGCCAGUUAAGCCGGCACAUGUGCGCUGCUCAUCGCUGGAGCGUCCGUUGUCCGCGCAGAGCAAUCAUCGUCAGGGUGGUGGCAGCGGCGGCGGCGCCGGUGGCGUUGGCGUUGGCGUUGGACUGCUGCAGCGUCAGUGCCCCUCGCCGAUACCAGCUCAUAUCACGAAAGAGCUGUCCGCAGCACAUCACGCACAGCAGCAGCAGCAGCAGCAACAGCAGCAACUCCAACAGCAGCAGAGUCCGCCCACCUACGUUAACAUGUCCGAACUGGCCAACAUGGCGGCCUUGAAGCUCACUAACCACCAGCAACAGCAGCAGCAGCAGCAGCAGCAGCAGCAACAGAAGCCACCGCCACUGCAGCAGCAGAGUUCCAUUGAUUCGAUAUGCUCGCAGCAUUCCAAUGAUUCCUCGGGCUCACAUCAGCUGCUCCAACAGCAGCAGCAACAGCAAACGCCUCUUGCUGCCCAGCACCUUGCCAGCACACGCUCCCAUUCCAUAUCCUCGACGGCAUCGUCGCUGCACUCGCAUCCAUCGAUCGAUUCGACGGUCGCUUGCGGCUCCCUUGUGGGCCAGCAUACACACAGCACCAGCACCAAUACGAACACCACCUCGCCGUCCAGUGGCUGCUCCACGCCACAGAAUCAUUACUCGCCACUGUUAACCAACUCACCCACAUCCACUGCCGCAGGUACGCCCAGUGGCAGCAGCAUUAGCACCGGCACCGGCACCGGUCUGGGCUUUGUCUAUCAAGUCAGCUCGCCCACGCCGCCAACGAGCGAGGUGCAGCAGGUGCUGAAGAUCACCGAGCAGCAGCAGCAGCAGCAGGCACAGCAGGCUGCCGAGGACACAGACGAACGUUCGCGUGCCUCUGUGCUGCAAAAGGCUUCCAUGUUCGAGAAGCAAGCGGCGGCUGUGGCCGCAGCAGCGGGCAGUGUGUCGCCACCAGUGCCGGUAAUGGCUACAGCCCCAUCGGCAGUUGUGCCACCCAAACGUUCCGAGGCCGAGCAACAGGAAAUGGACAAAUCUUUCGAAGACUCAAUCCAAGCAUUAAAUAAUUUAAUUGGCGAACUAGACUCGUUCCAACGUGAGAUCGAUGAGGGCAAGGGCAAGCAGAACAGCAGCAGCAACACCAACAGCAGCAGCAACAACAACCUGACAACAACGAGUAGCAGCAGCAGCAGCGAGAACAACAAUGUGCUGCCCACCUGCAUCACCAGCAUCACGAGCACCUCAAACAUCGAGCUGUGCGGCAUCAGCAAUCAGACAAACUCCAGCGGCUGUGGCACAGACAUAUCGGACACCACCUCGGAGGAGCUCGCCGGCGAGACGGAACCCACGCGGCGAGAGCGAGAGCUGCUGGGCGCCAGCGAUUCGGAGCUGAGUCGUUGCUAUGUGAGCGAGACGAGUUCGCUGACCGGCGGCCUGACCGCAGGCGGCUACGAGAAUCCCACAUUCGCUCACUUUGUGGCGAGUGCGAGCCGUGACGAUCCCUACAAUGGGGGCUCGGGCAGCGAGGGUCGCUCGCUGUAUGCGCCCGCGUCCGUGUGCGUGUCCGCGGACAGCAUCUCGCUGGCCGCCUCCGACAGCAUUUGCCUGUCGGGCCAGCCGCGGCACGCCUACGUGGACACCUGCAGCGACAGCGGCAGCGCCGUUGUUGUGAUCUACGACCAUCAGAUACCCAACACGCCGGACAUAGAGUUUGUCAAGCAGAACUCGGAGAUUGUGCUGCUGCGCACCAAGGAUCCGCAGGUGCAGUCACAGCUGCAGCUGCACGAGCUGCGGGAGUUGCAGCAGUUGCCCUCGAACCUCCUAGCCGGAUCCCCGGACUCGCCGGACUCCUCCGGCAGUGGGAAGACGCCCGCGCCGGCAACAGCAACUGUGGCGCCCGCCAAGCAGCGACUCUCCUCGUUUCGCGCCUCCAGCGAGCAGCAGCUACAGCUGCUCGGACGCGGCAGUCCACAAAGAGGUAAAGCAAAACAGCAGCAGUCGACCCAGCAGCAGCAGCAGCAGCAACAGCAGGGUACAACAGUCAGUGAUAGCGAUAUCCAGGCAACAGUAGAGCCUCCUGUGAUGCGGCGACAGCUGCCCCCAAAGCCCAACAGCCUCAGCCUGAGCCUUUUCAAUGGUCCAGCUGUGGGUGCGGCUGCGUCUCAGCCUCCCAGUGUAGCCGACAAGCCAUUGAUACCCCGCAAGUCAGACUUUAAGGCUGAUUUAGAUGCCAAAAUACGCAAGCAGAAGCAGAAGAUUCAACAGCAAUUAUUGCAGCAGCAGCAGCAGCAGCCGCAGCAACAACACUCACCUCAGUCGCCCCAAAACCGAAACUGUAAUAUCACUAAUAGCCCAGCGGCUGGCAUUGUUAUUGCAUCCGCAUCAGAAUACCAAAACCAUAAUCACAACAACAGCCAAAAUCAUAGAAUGCCAAGCCAAAAGAUGCCGCAAACAGCAACAGCCCCAUCUGCAUUAACAUCAUUGUCAGCUCGCGGCUCAUCAUCAUCAACAGCAUCAUCAUUAUUACCAUCAACUGCAUCUGCAUCCACAUCGAUAUCAUCAAAUGCUCCUGCUACGCUCCUGCCCGUUACGCCACCGCCACCACCACCACCCGCCCAUCCAUAUGUGUGCUCCCCAGCCAAUACGAAUUCCAUUGCCAAUGCCAGUCUCAAGCCGUGCAUUACGCCCCGGCCGGCCUCGCUGUCGGGAGGAGGAGGAGGUGCAGGAGGAGGAGGAGCAGGUGGCAGCUCAACGCGCAUCGCACGUCGUUCGUCCAUCAAUCAGGCAAAGCCACCGCCGCCAGUGCGACGCAGCUCCUCGGUGACGCCCAGCCCGAAUGCAGCAACAGUGGGGCACGCGACUCAGCAGCAGCAUAACUCACAGCUAAGCAGCUCCAGCGAGCAUCUACCACCGCCGCCCGCCUUUAUGCUGGAGUCCAUGUCCAGCUGCACAGCACCAGCCGCAGCCUCGGCCAUGCCCAACUCUGCGCUGAAGGUGUCCGAGACGGUGCGCGCGCUGGCAGCCAUGCGGCAUCAGCCAGCGUCGCCGGGCACGCUGCGUAGGAUACAACAACAGCAGCAGCAGCAACAGCAGCAGCAGCAGCAGCAGCAACCCCUACUGCAGUCCGUGCACAACUCACCCAUGAAUGAAGACCCAAGCUAUGAGGCCUACUAUGACUCGUAUAUGGAUCUGCAGGCCUAUGCUCAUGCCUUGGCCCAUGGCCAACAGCAGCAGCAAAUGCCAGCAGCGCACAAUCAGCAACGCUUUAAUCAACAGCAGCAACAAUAUUACCACUCACAGCAGCAGCAACAUUUGCCACAGAAGCCACCAACGCCGCCUGUGUACCAUGCACCACCAGCGCCAGCGCCAGCACCAGCACCAGCCGCGGAUGCCACGUUCCGCACCUCAUCACCAGCCGCAGAAGGAGGCGGUGGCGGUGGCGGUGGCAUCUAUGCCCAGCCCAAGCUGGUCAACAACAUGUCCAGCUUUCGCACGAGCAGCCCCAGUCCCAACGGACAUGGGCAUGGGCACGCUCACCCACUGCCACCGACACAGCCCAAGGCGAAUCCGAAUCUAAUUGCACAGCUCAAUGCGAGAAUCAACAGCAAGCAGCAACAGCAUCAGCAACAUCAGCAACAUCAGCAACAAUAUACCAGCGAGGGCAUCUAUGGCAAUCAGCAGCAACCAGGAGGAGGCGAGUCCAUCUACACGCGCAGCGGCCUGUCCAUGUCCCAACAGCAGCAGCAACAGCAGCAAAACUAUGACGGUAAAUCAGAGCACCAACAGCAGUCGCUGCAGCAGCAUAGAAUUUACGCUAGUUACGGCACCUCAUCGUCAAAUCCAUCAACAGCUGCCGCUUUGGCCAGCAACAGCAUUCAGGCAGCGUCCAUUCUAACAUCAGCCACCUCAUUCAAUGCAUUGCCACACUUUCCUCUGUCUUCAUCCACAUCAUCGUUGCUCUCCAAAGUCAGUUCAUUCUCAAAUUCCACAGCAGCAGCGGCGGCCUCUGCCUCGGCAGCUGUGGCAUCACACUAUCAGCCGCCACAAGCGCCGUUGGCAGCCGCAGCUAGCAGCAAAGAUUUUGGCAACUAUUCAAGUUCGUUUAAUAAAAAUUCAGCAGCAGCUGCCACAAGCUCGAACAUGCGACAGGCACAACAGCAGCAGCAGCAGCAGCAGCAACAUUAUACGUGUCCGCCUCCGCUGGAGGAUCCACCACCGCCGCCCAUUUACAGUGCCGGAGCAUCGGCCACAAUGCCCAAGAAGCUGGCACGCCCCCAUGCGGCACAGAGUGCGGCAGCCGCACAGCUGAGCGCCUAUGCAGCAGGCUCGGCAACGGCAACGCUGCCCAAGAAUAUGAUGCAGCAGCAGCAACGUUUACAGCAGCAGCAGCUACAGCUACAGCAACAGCAACAGCAACAGCAAUAUCAACAGCCUCUAGGCAUGGGCAAUGGCAAUGGUCAUGUGAAUCAGCGUCCGCAGUUGCCACUACCCCAGCAGCAGAAACUGCGAGCUGCACAGCAGCAACAUUUGGUCGAGCAACAGCAGCAGCAGCAGCAACAGCAGCAGCAGCAGCAGCGACAGCCACCCAUACCGUCACGGCACUCGAGUGUGCAGCAAAAGAUAUUCGUGUCAACGAAUCCAUUCAUACAAACGACAGCCGUCAAGUUUCAUUCGCCCUCAGCAUCGCCCACUUGCGGUUCGCCUGUAACUGGAGCUGGAUCGGGCUCUGGAUCCGCGGCUAGUAUUUAUGCCACAACGGCGCGUGGCAAUCAUCACCAGCAGCAACAGCAACUGCAACAGCAGCAACAGCAGCAACAGCAACAACAUUACUAUCGCGAUGCUGCUGGUGGCAACAGCAAUGGCGGCGCUGCAUACUACAAUCACAACAAUGCCCAUGGCCAUGGCCAUGCAAAUUCGAAUGCCCACGCCCACGCCCACAUGUCCCAUGCCCAGGCACAUCAUCCAAACUAUGCCACAAGCACAAAUAUCGAAAAGACUGGCAGCAUACGGGCCAAGACCAAGGCCGAAUUUCUCGAGAAUCUCAAUGCGAAAUUGGCCAAGCAGGGCAUGUCCGGCCGUGCAUUUGCCGUGCGAAAUCUCAUCAACAGCAAAGCGCUGAUGUAUCAGAAUCCACAAAAUCUAUCGCGACCCAGUGCACAAUAUCGUAGACCACCCACCUAUCCCAACAGCACCACAACCACUGGCACACCCACUGGCACCACUUGUGAUGGUCAGUGCUAAGCCGGAUCCACGCAUUUGCCACGAGUCGCUGAUGGAUCAAAUAAAACGCGGAGCACCCUUGAAGCGUAAUCAGAAGAUCAACGACCGCAGCGCUCCUAAAAUACAUUAACAAUUAAUCGUUAGACAUAAGCACAACUAAUAUUAUUUAUUACUAUGAUUAACAUAUGAAAUAAUCAGAAGAGAGCAAGAAAUGGAGGGAGCGGCCUGCUCGAUUGCAGGCUACUCUGCAGAGUUUUGGUUUGAAACUGAAAACUCGUCACACACACAUAUGAUUACGUUACACACUAUCAACUAUAAACUAUAAACAAUAAACAAUACAUAUAAUGCAAGAUAUUUAGCCACACACUUGAAACUAAUCCAAUAAUAAUACAUAACUGAUUUUUCCAUCUACCCAAAAAAAGGGAAAUUCUUUAUGCUUUUUUCGACAAAACAAAAAUGGAAGACAGUUGGUUAGACUUUUCAUCGUUUAUUUAUAAUUCAAACUCGAAUUUAACUCUAAUAUAAUAAUAUAUAUUUACCUAUUAUGUUUAUGUAUUUAUCAUAAUUUCCUUUGUUUAUGUACAUACCAUAUAUAUCGUAUAUCUGAUUAUGAUUUGAAGAAACAAUCACUGGAAACACUAAUCUGACGCCUAAAUAAAUGGAAUAUAUUCUUACUUAUCUGUUUUGAGUUCAUAUUUACUUCCAACUGCUUGUCAAUUGGCAUGGGUCUGAGCAUACUUAACAAAACAAUUUAUAUACAAACAAAAUCUAUACACUACCGUUUAGGUCGUAGCUCUUAGAUAUAAUAUUGAUAUAUGUACUUGAAAUCCCACUGCAACUUUUGCUUUUGUCAAUAGAAAAAGCCAAUUACUGCCAAGUGGAGAGUGGAAUAAAUCGUUCCCAGUCUGUCGCUCUAUAUAAAACUUAACAUUUUCCAUUGGACUGAUUCUUGUACUGUCAUUUUAGAUGCAUAGCCAGCCGCUUAAACUACUAGAGGCUACAGUUUCUCACUGUAAUAUAAAUAAUAGAAACACAAAUAUCAUUUACGUUCAUAUCAGACACAAAUCGGCAGUUUCAAGACUACUUUUACCAGAUACCCAACAAAUCACUCUAACAUCUGCUCUAGCUCGUAGAAUUUUUAAAUAUUUACAAAAUAUUUUGUAUAUACGCUUUUUAAGGCUUCACCAAUCGAUCCAUGGAUAAUUGGCAUAAAACUCGUAAC